GGCGAUAAAAGCAGCGGUGACUCGCUCCGAUCGGCCGCUGUCGGCACGGUUUUGGCGGGGAAGAGAUGACGGUGACGGAGGCUGAUGAGGGCCGCGAGGCGGGUGAGGAUUACCGUUCGUGGAAGGUGAACACCCCUAUUCUAUACGACCUCGUCAUCUCCCACCCCCUCAGGUGGCCCUCCCUCACAGUCCGAUGGCUCCCGGGCUCGUCGCCGUCUUCCUCCUCCGGAAGCAGCCGCGUCGGCGCCACCCACCGCCUCCUCCUCGGCAGUCACACCUCCGACUACGCUCCUAACUUCUUCAUGACCGCCGACGUGCUUUUCCCCCUCCCUCCCGAGGCCCAUCCCGGCGCGCCGCUCCCCAAGGUCGAGAUCUCGCAGACCAUCCCUCAUCACGGGAAGGUCAAUCGCGCCCGAUUCAUGCCGCAGAGACCAUCGGUUGUAGCCACCAUGACCCAAGACGCGGAGGUUCACGUGUUCGACUGCGAGCGGCGGCCACUGAGGCCGGUCGAGGGGGAGGAGAGUGGUCCGGACGUCGUCUUGAGGGGCCUCUCCAAGGAGGGAUAUGGGAUCUCGUGGAGUCCGCACAAGGAGGGCUUUCUCUUGUGCGGAUCGUAUGAUUCCAAGAUCUGUCUGUGGGAUGUGGGAAUGAUGCCGGAAGAGAAGAUUCUUGAUGCAAGAUACCUGUUUGAGGCCCAUACUGAUUCUGUUGAGGAUGUUGCUUGGCACUUGAAGAAUGAAAACAUGUUUGGGUCCGUUGGGAAUGACCAUCUUUUGAUGAUUUGGGACGUUCGCUCAUCGGCAUCUGGAAAGCCACAACAGUCAUUAAAAGCCCAUGAAAAUGAGGUCAAUUCACUAUCAUUUAAUCCGUUUAAUGACUGGAUUUUGGCAACAGCGUCUAAAGACAGUACAGUUAACCUAUUUGACCUUCGGAAGCUCGCUACAAGUUUACAUACAUGUUUGAGUCAUGUAGGAUCUGUUGUUCAAGUGGAAUGGAGCCCCAGUCAUGAAACUAUUUUUGCUACCUCUGCUACUGACAAAAGGCUGAUAAUUUGGGACCUUAACCGGAUUGGGGAUGAACAGACUGCCGACGAAGCCGUCUUUGGGCCGCCAGAGGCGUUCUUUGUUCACGCCGGUCACACUGCAAAGAUCUCAGAAUUCUCAUGGAACCCCGAGGAGCCUUGGGUCAUUGCUAGUGUGGCCGACGACAAUAUUCUUCAGGUAUGGCAGAUGGCUGAGAGAUACCGAGAUGACGGCAGCAAUGAUCAUCGUUGACUGACGAGCAUGCUUAUUGUAUGCCUAAUGAGUUUAAAUUUGAACAUAUCAAAUCCUCAUGGUGAGUCUGAGGCAAAUCUUUCUGUUCAAGUUUUUGUGAGCUGGUAUUAUAGUCCGAGUUAGUCUUAUUUGACUAAAACAGACCAUGUGGCUUUAAUACAGAAGCUAAUUGUUCUAUGAGAAUGAACAAUUUGGUUGAGCUA
Zingiber officinale is the source of this 1477-nucleotide messenger RNA. RefSeq names its product WD-40 repeat-containing protein MSI2-like. The record is from RefSeq and is a predicted model, not a curated record. The transcript has 5 exons. Bases 66 to 1274 code for a protein of 402 amino acids. NCBI's taxonomy places the organism in Eukaryota, Viridiplantae, Streptophyta, Magnoliopsida, Zingiberales, Zingiberaceae. Gene Ontology annotation, biological process: regulation of gene expression. Gene Ontology annotation, molecular function: histone binding. Gene Ontology annotation, cellular component: nucleus.